GUUGAAGUGUAUGAUAAACAAUAUGCCGCUCGUUUAGAUAACGUAUCCACAUUACGUAACGUCCAGGCGGUAAGCAAGCGUGCGCCGCGGCCACAAGACCGGAGUUUGCGUCACUGCCGCGCCGUUCGUCGGCCCGGCCACCCACCGCCCACUCCUCAUCUCGCCGGAGAUCGUAUCGCCGCAAUCGAGCGAAAUCUCGAACCGCGUCAACUAUAAUAUUCGUUACAAAAGUCUACAACUCGUGUCUGUCUCAAUAUUUUUCUAUGAGUGACAACUAUGGCCUCGAAACAAUAUAUUUUAGGAAUGGACAUUGGGACAACAUCGGUUAAAGUAUGUGUUUACGACCCCGAAACGAACGAAGUGGUUGCUAAGCAAAACAAGGAUACUGCGGCUAACAUACCCAGCGAUCAAGGAAUAGAAGGAAAUAAGCAAGAUGUCCCGAAAAUAGUGUCGGCUGUACAUUACUGUGUUUCGCGACUUCCUAGAGAUGUAUUGCGACAUGUCACCAAGAUUGGCGUAUGCGGUCAGAUGCACGGCGUCGUGUUGUGGAAUGAUGGAGCUUGGGAAAAGGUUGAAAAGGAUGGUAUUGUUAUGAGAUUUGAAGCAACAAGGGAAAAAAUGUCUGCUUUAUAUACUUGGCAAGACACAAGAUGCAAACCAGACUUUUUAGAAUCCCUUCCUAAACCAGAUUCCCAUUUACAAUGCUAUUCUGGUUAUGGAUGUGCUACACUGUUGUGGAUGCUGAAACACAAGCCGGAGAAGCUAAAGAAUUUCAAAUAUUCCGGUACAGUUCAGGAUUUUGUAGUGACUAUGCUCUGUGCUUUGGAGACACCAAUCAUGUCUGACCAAAAUGCUGCUAGUUGGGGAUAUUUCAACACAGAGAAAAACCAAUGGAAUAGUGAUAUUCUUAAGUCUAUUGAUUUCCCAGUAAAUCUACUGCCAAAAAUUGCGAAAAGUGGUGAAUUUGCUGGGAAACUAAGUACCACUUGGAAUGGAAUACCAGAAGGAACACCAGUAAGUGCAGCACUUGGUGAUCUCCAGUGUUCAAUGCUGGCCACUCUGGAGAAUGAGCAGGAUGCUGUGUUAAACAUAUCAACGUCGGCACAACUGGCUAUUGUUGUUAAAAACAUCACAGACAUGGGUUGCAAAACUAUUGAACAUUUGCCAUACUUCAAGAAUAAUUAUUUAGUGGUUGCUGCAUCACUAAAUGGUGGAAAUGCCCUAGCUACAUUUGUAAAAAUGUUACAACAGUGGAUGUUGGAACUCGGAGCACCAAUACCACAAGCAAAAGUGUGGGAAAAGUUGAUAGCUCUGGGGUUGGAAGCUCCACAAUCCAGUAUGAAGAUAAGUCCUCUACUUUUAGGUGAAAGACAUGACCCAACCGCUAAGGCAUCAGCUGUGAACAUUGAUCUCUCUAACAUUCAAUUAGGUCAAGUGUUCAGGUCCCUUUGUGAUGGGCUUGUAGAAAAUCUACACUUUAUGAUGCCAAAAGAGAUUUUAAGAAAUGCAAAUAUAAAGAGAAUAGUUGGUAAUGGGUCUGGAUUAUCAAGGAAUGCUGUAUUGCAGAGGGCUGUAGAGCAUUAUUACAGUUUGCCUUUAGAGUUCACAUCAGGGGGAGAUGCAGCAAAGGGUGCCGCAAUUGCUGUUAUGUAAAUAAUGUGUCCAAUAGAAUGCCUUUACUUUAAAAUUAAUUUUAAGUUAGAUAUGUUGUGUAGAACAUGAAACAUAAAAUAUUUAUUAAUAAACUAAAGUUCUCUAAA
Messenger RNA from Amyelois transitella, 1760 nucleotides. Its product is annotated as sedoheptulokinase. Gene Ontology annotation, cellular component: cytosol. The coding region runs from base 277 to 1653 and encodes 458 amino acids. Gene Ontology annotation, molecular function: sedoheptulokinase activity. Lineage: Eukaryota; Metazoa; Arthropoda; Insecta; Lepidoptera; Pyralidae. The record is from RefSeq and is a predicted model, not a curated record. Gene Ontology annotation, biological process: carbohydrate metabolic process. The transcript is spliced from 2 exons.